This is a messenger RNA of Ilex paraguariensis (yerba mate), 675 nucleotides long. NCBI's taxonomy places the organism in Eukaryota, Viridiplantae, Streptophyta, Magnoliopsida, Aquifoliales, Aquifoliaceae. The record is from the annotation of a GenBank genome assembly.
AUGGUUUCCUUUCACACACCCAGCUUACCAAGUCGAAGAAAGAUAAUUCAAGGGUUGGAGGAUUCAAUGAAGAAGAGGAAACGAGAGGAGGGGGAUGAUUCAAAAGCUGAAGAGGUGUUUGAAAAGCCUCAAAAUCCCAAAAGCAUGAAAUAUAUAUUCAACACUGAGAUUAACCUCGAGACUCCAUUGCCUUUGGAGUGGCAGCGUUGCCUGGACAUCAAGUCUGGGCUAAUAUACUACUACAACACAAGAACCUUAAAAAGGACAUCAAGGGAUCCAAGGGCAAGUCCAGAGCCACCAAGUCCAGGCCACAUGAGCUUAGACCUAGAGCUUAACCUACCAUGCGGAUCAGUUGAAAAGAACCCUAUUCCCAACAAAAAUUUCAACCGUAAUUUUGGUAGCAACAGCCACUCAAACAUUUCCGGUGAUCAGUUCCUGACCUCCAGCAGAAAUAAUCAGAACUCCGGCGGGUUUCCAUCGUGGUUAACCUUUGAUCAAGGGGAUCACCAAGAGAUGGUGACGGCUGUGUGCAAGAACUGUCACAUGUUGGUGAUAAUGUGCAAGUCCUCUCCUUCAUGUCCAAAUUGCAAAUUUGUUCACCCACCAGACCACAGCCCUCCUAACCUGUUCAAGAAAAGAUUAAGUCUCCUACAUGAAGGAUUGCCUAAUGUUUAG